Molecule: messenger RNA, 1263 nt
Organism: Carassius carassius (crucian carp)
Lineage: Eukaryota; Metazoa; Chordata; Actinopteri; Cypriniformes; Cyprinidae
Product: palmitoyltransferase ZDHHC3-A-like
Exons: 7
Coding region: 242-1135 (297 amino acids)
Biological process (GO): protein targeting to membrane; peptidyl-L-cysteine S-palmitoylation
Cellular component (GO): Golgi apparatus; endoplasmic reticulum
Molecular function (GO): protein-cysteine S-palmitoyltransferase activity
Source: RefSeq, a predicted model, not a curated record
GGGGGUGUGGUGAUCAGUUUCUCCAGUGAAGGGAGGAGCUGGCACCGCACAAAAAUGCAGCAUUUCCCCAGCCCCCAUGCAAUUUAUGGGUAAACCACAUUUUUUGUUAAAACACCAAUCUCAAACAUGUCCCCCUGUUAGCGUGAUCCAUGCAUUUUUGGAUAUUAUCUGCCUUGAGUGGGCGAGCAAACGCGAGGAGCUCCAUCAGUAUCGCCAAAUAUGAUGGCAUCUAUGUGUUAGGAUGAGAAGUCCAGUGCCACGUUUCAGGGACGUCGAGAGGCAGGCCAGUGGCCUGCAGCCUGUACAGUGUCUUCCUCCCUAUCAUGAGCGACAGAAUAACAUGUGGUUCAUCCAAGAUGUCUGCGGCAUCGUUUGUGCGAUCAUCACCUGGCUUCUCGUCUUCUUUGCUGUGUUCGUCGUGCUGUUCGUCAUGCUGAUUCCAUCGAAGAACCUCACCUACAGCCUGGUGAAUGGCACACUCUUCAACAGCCUGGCCUUCCUUGCUGUGGCAUCUCAUUUCAGAGCCAUGUGCACUGACCCGGGAGCUGUACCAAAGGGCAACGCCACAAAGGAGUACAUCGAGAGCUUGCAGCUGAAGCCAGGCCAGGUGGUUUACAAAUGCCCCAAGUGUUGCAGUAUUAAGCCGGAUAGAGCUCACCACUGCAGUGUUUGUAAGCGCUGUAUACGGAAGAUGGAUCAUCAUUGCCCUUGGGUAAACAAUUGUGUUGGGGAAAAUAACCAGAAGUACUUUGUGCUUUUCACAAUGUACAUUUCCCUGAUCUCUCUCCAUGCCUUGGUCAUGGUGGUCUUUCAUUUUCUCUACUGCUUUGAAGAUGACUGGACAAAGUGCAGUACCUUCUCCCCUCCAGCCACUGUCAUCCUCCUCAUCCUCCUGUGCUUUGAGGGCCUCCUCUUCCUCAUUUUCACCUCUGUGAUGUUUGGCACCCAAAUCCAUUCCAUCUACAAGGAUGAGACGGGCAUAGAGCAGUUGAAAAAGGAAGAGAGAAGAUGGGGUAAAAAAACAAAAUGGAUGAACAUGAAGGCGGUAUUCGGACACCCCUUCUCGAUAGCAUGGUUUAGCCCGUUUUCCACCCCCGACCACGGGAAAGCUGACCCCUACCAGUAUGUGGUCUGAGCUCAGGAAGCUUUACGCUAGAGACUCGAAUAUGCUUGGACUGCCCUUAUAAACAGCAUCUUUUAAUUUGUUUGUAAUCCCAACUCAAACAGAGCAUUUACCAAUGAGACUAAAUCACCUUCAUCUUU